AUGGCACGAAUCACCAUCACGCGAAAGGCUGAUACGUCGAAUGUCAGGAUUGUUGGUCUGGCUAUAGCGGCACAGCUCUCUCGAAUCCACGACAUCACUGUCAUCGCUAAAAACCUUCCUGGCGAUGAUCCGACCCUUGAAUGGGCUAGUCCUUGGGCAGGUGCUAAUUUUGUAGCAGGCUACUGCAGUUCACCGCGCGACAGGAAGAUGCAACGUGAUACUUUCAUCGAGCUCUGGAGGUUGGCCAACCGAUUUCCAGAGUCCAGUGUUAAAAGGAUUUCGAUGGAAGAGUUCUUCGACGAAGAGCGGACAGAAGAUGACCUUUGGUUCAAGGACUUUGUGCCAGACUUCCGCUUACUUGAAAAAGAUGAGUUGCCGGAAGGAGCAAAGGGUGGAAUUACUUACACAACUAUCGUGCUCAACCCAAACGUCUUUCUCCCUUGGAUGCUGAGUACUCUUGAGAGAUCAGGCAUCAGGUUCAAGAGGCUUGAUCUCCAUGCAUUAUCGGAUGCGCGCCACCUCGGCCACGAUGUUCUUAUCAACGCAACUGGCCUGGGACCUAGGCGUCUGGUUGAUGUUCAGGAUCCGGAUAUGCUGUUCCUGAAGGGACAAAUUAUUCUGGUAAAGAGUGAUUACAAGAAGUGUUUUAUGCGUGACGAUGGAAAGGACUACACAUAUGUCAUUCCUCGACUUGACGGGACGGUGAUUAUGGGAGGUAUUAGGGACCCAGAUAUCAGCAAUACGAGAGUAGACCUGGAAAUCGAUCAGGACAUUAUUAAGAGAGUUAAUAAAAGCCUACCUGCACACUUCUCUUCAGACCCAGCUGACUACGACGUCAUUGGGCAUAAUGUUGGUAUUCGCCCCUACAGAUCAACGGGAAUGCGCAUUGAGAAAGAGAUUAAAGACGGCCAAAAUAUCGUUCACGCUUAUGGCAAGUCGUAUGUAUCCACAUAA
Fusarium odoratissimum NRRL 54006 is the source of this 954-nucleotide messenger RNA. RefSeq lists its product as uncharacterized. Gene Ontology annotation, molecular function: D-amino-acid oxidase activity; FAD binding. The coding region runs from base 1 to 954 and encodes 317 amino acids. Lineage: Eukaryota; Fungi; Ascomycota; Sordariomycetes; Hypocreales; Nectriaceae. The record is from RefSeq and is a predicted model, not a curated record. The transcript is spliced from 6 exons.